GAGGAUGACGUUCAUUAAGUAUGAGAUAAAUUUCAAUGAGGAGGAGCUGAAAGGCAAGACAUUGGUAUUGCCAACGAUUAGUAUGGCUAAUGUACCACAAUUGGCUACUGAAUUACUGCUCAAUAAUCACAGCAAUGAACUCGUUGGGAGAUUCAACAACGAGGGGUUCAUUCAGGUAGCUGGAGCGUCUACCGAUGGGCUAGUCACACCAUUAGAACUGCACAGAUUAAAGGAGUAUAAUGAUAUUUACGUCGUUGAUCAGCGAUCUCCGAUAUUGAAAAGCUACAAGUAUACCUUCGUAGAAGAGCUCAAGAAAUGGGCAGAUGGUCUCAAUUUGAGCGUGAUCAUCUUGUCUUCUGCAGACUCAGCAUCGAGAAAUGAUAACGAUAUCGUGUCCAGCCAACUCAAACAGAUAUCCUCCAAGGAUAGCAGAUAUGCCGAUAAGAUUUCGGCAUUUGAAUCACUAGACUUGGACACUCUCAACGGUACUGGUCUUCUCAAGUCUUACUAUGGCAGUCUCAAAAAUGUGGCUGGACUCUGUUUGUUUACUACAGAGGGUGACAAUCGUCCAGAUGCCCAUCUAUUAGUGAAAGCUCUAUCAAAUGUCUUAGGAUUCAAGCCGAUAGAAUUGAAAGAUCCACUUCAUUGGGAAGGCCUAUUUGGGAGAUUGUACGACGAUAAAUUAUUUGGAUAGCAUUUUCUUGUCUUCUCUCUUGAAGUUAUACCAC
Molecule: messenger RNA, 728 nt
Organism: Wallemia mellicola CBS 633.66
Lineage: Eukaryota; Fungi; Basidiomycota; Wallemiomycetes; Wallemiales; Wallemiaceae
Exons: 3
Coding region: 5-694 (229 amino acids)
Biological process (GO): proteasome assembly
Cellular component (GO): nucleus; cytosol
Source: RefSeq, a predicted model, not a curated record